This is a messenger RNA of Aspergillus puulaauensis, 813 nucleotides long. Its product is annotated as putative formin binding protein. Bases 1 to 813 code for a protein of 270 amino acids. Gene Ontology annotation, biological process: mRNA splicing, via spliceosome. Gene Ontology annotation, cellular component: precatalytic spliceosome. The transcript has 2 exons. The record is from RefSeq and is a predicted model, not a curated record. NCBI's taxonomy places the organism in Eukaryota, Fungi, Ascomycota, Eurotiomycetes, Eurotiales, Aspergillaceae. Gene Ontology annotation, molecular function: zinc ion binding; RNA binding.
AUGGCAGAAUACUGGAAAUCAGCACCAAAAUUCUGGUGCAAACAAUGCAAGAUAUACAUUCGCGACACAGCAUUCGAAAAGACGCAACAUGAAGCGACAGCAAAACACCAGAGCAGCCUAAAGCGGUUCCUACGAGAAAUCCACCGCGACAACGAGCGGCAGCAACGAGACUCACAGCGCGCAAAGGACGAAGUUGAGCGGUUACGGAAUUCAGUUGUUGGCGGUGGGAAGACGGGAUAUGAUCAUUCGUCAUGGAAGAAGGGUUCUUCUGCUGCGGCUGCUGCAGCGCCGCAGCGACCUGUUUCGGUGGAAGAGCGGAAAAAGCAGAUGGCGCAGCUUGCGGAGAUGGGGGUUGCGAUCCCAGAUGAUUACAGGGGUGAGAUGGCGUUGGCGGGGGAUUGGCAGACAGUUUCUGAGAAGGCUAUACGACCGGAGGAACAGGAGGGGGAAGAGAAACAGCCUACGCUCGGGGUACGGAAACGGAAGCACGAAUUGGAUAUAGAUGAGGAGGAAGAGGAGGCGAAGCAGGAGGCUGAGCGGUUUGUUAGCAAGGGGUGGGGGUCAAGGACGCGGCAAUAUCCUGGUGCGAAGGAUGAAGAGGAUGAGGAUCUGGAUGCGCUUCUGGCUUCUACGAAGGAAGUGAAGAAGACUAAGGAUUUGGGGACGGGGGAAGGCGAAGGCACACCAGCCGAAGAAAAGUCCCAGACGGAGGACCGCCCGAGUGAUGGGACACCAGCUAAGGAAGAAGAGCCUUCAACAGCCAGCGCGGGCGUGGUAUUCAAGAAACGCAAGCCCAAGGCCAUGAAAAAAUAG